Molecule: messenger RNA, 1200 nt
Organism: Purpureocillium lilacinum
Lineage: Eukaryota; Fungi; Ascomycota; Sordariomycetes; Hypocreales; Ophiocordycipitaceae
Molecular function (GO): 6-phosphogluconolactonase activity; protein binding
Source: RefSeq, a predicted model, not a curated record
AUGCUCGGCCCUAUGCUGACCGCCACUAGCCUCCUCGGCAUGGCGCACGUCGCGGCUGCCACGGGCGGCACGCUGUUCGUCUCGUCGUACAACAGCAAGGUCACGACGCUCAACAUCGGCUCGGCCAACUGCAAGGCCGGCGCCCCCGUGCCCAAGCUCCAGACGGUCGCCGAGUCGUCGGGCUGCGGCGAGAGCCCCUCGUGGCUCACCCUCGACCACGCCAAGGGCCAGCUCUACUGCGUCGACGAGCAGCUCCAGUCGGGCGGCGGCGCGCUGGCCUCCUUCAAGACCAAGGCUGACGGCAGCCUGACGUCGCUGGCCAAGGUCAACACGGCCGCGGGCCCCGUGAGCAUCGCCGUGUACGGCAAGGGCGGCAAUGGCCUGGCUGUCGCGCACUACGGCGGCUCUGCCUUCUCGACGUGGGACGUCACGGACCCCUCCCACCUGGUCAACAUCCAGACGGAGACGUUCAAGUCCACCAAGCCGCCCGCCGACCCGGACCGUCAGGGUGCCCCGCGCCCGCACGAGGCCUUCCUCGACCCGACCAAGAAGUUCAUCGUCGUGCCCGACCUGGGCACCGAUGAGCUGCGCCUCUACGCCAUCGGCGAGAACCUGACCACCACCAAGCUCGACUCGGUCGACGCCCCGGCCGGCUCUGGCCCGCGCCACGUCGACUUCGCCAGGCGCGCCGGCAGCACCUACAUGUACCUCGUCACGGAGCUCACGAGCCAGAUCAUCGGCUACAAGGUCACGUACCCGGCCGCCGGCAAGAUCGCGCUCAAGCAGCUUUGGGUGAUGAGCGCCCACGGAUGGGACAAGCCCACGCCCAAGCAGGCGUAUGCCUCGGAGAUUGUCGUCUCGCCCGACCAGAGGUUCGCCAUCGUGUCGUCGCGCAACGAGAACAGCUUCACCGUGCCCAACUUCGACCCCUCCAACUCGACCCAGAUCGUCUCGGACCCGCUCAUCAACUUCCGCAUCGACGACGCCGGCGGCCUCACGUCUGUCCAGGAGGUUGCGGCUGGUGGCAAGUACCCGCGCCAGUUCUCCCUGAACAAGGCCGGCACGCUCGUCGCCGUCGGUCUGCAGAACGACAACCGCGUUGCGCUCAUCAAGCGGGAUCCGCAAUCGGGCAAGCUCGGCGGCUUCGUCGGCUACACCGAGCUGGGCGGGCAGAUUACCUCGGUCAUCUUUAACGAGUAA